AUAGGUGCACGCAGAACGCCCCGGGAGCAAACUCCGCAGUCCCUACACCCACCCCCCACAUGGCGCACCCCGAGAACCUGCUACCAGCGCUGUCCGUGCUCCUGCUACUGCUGCUACCGUCGCCGUUGCUCGGAGCUGGGAACCUCAGCCCCACAGGGGGUCGGCUCAUGAACAGCUGUAUCCAGGCCAGGAAGAAAUGCCAAGCUGAUCCCACCUGCAGUGCUGCUUACCACCACCUGAAUUCCUGCACCUCAUCACCCGCAGAGGGAGCUGCAGUUUCUGCAGACUGCUUGGAGGCAGCACAACACCUCAGGAAUAGCUCUCUGAUGAACUGCACAUGCCACCGGCGCAUGAAGAACCAGACUACCUGCCUGGACAUCUACUGGACUGUACAUCCUGCCCGCAGUCUUGGUGACUAUGAGCUGGAUGUCUCCCCCUAUGAAGACACAGUGACCAGAAAACCCUUGGAAAUGAAUCUCAGCAAACUGAGCAUGCUCAAACCAGACUCAGACCCCUGCCUCAAGUUCGCCAUGCUGUGCACUCUUAAUGACAAGUGUGGCCGGCUGCGCAAAGCCUAUGGAGAGGCUUGCUCCAGGCCCCACUGCCAGCGUCAUGCCUGCCUCCAGCAGCUGCGUGCCUUCUUUGACAAUGCUGGGGCAUCCUACGCACAGGGUCUGCUGUUGUGCCCAUGUGCACCUUCCGACCUGAGCUGUGGGCAGCGACGGCGCAACACCAUCGCCCCCAGCUGUGCGCUGCCAUCUGGGACCCCCAACUGCCUGGAGCUGCGGCGCCUCUGCCUCUCAGACCGGCUGUGCAGAUCACGCCUGGCUGAUUUUCAGACCCACUGCCAUCCCUUGGACAUCCUAGGGACCUGUGCUACAGAGCAGUCCAGAUGUCUGCAAGCAUACAUGGGGCUGAUUGGGACUGCCAUGACCCCCAACUUUGUCAGCAACGUUAAUGCCAGCGUUGCCUUAAGCUGUACCUGCCGAGGCAGUGGCAACAUGCAGGAGGAGUGUGAGCGGCUGGAACAGUUUUUUUCCCAGAACCCCUGUCUCACGGCGGCCAUUGCAGAUCAGAUGCAUUCACACAGCAAACUCUUCUCCCAGGGCUCUACCUCAGCUGGGAAUGGACUCCAGAACAAAAUCCUUGCUCUGAGGCCACAGCCCUGGAUGCUCUCUCUUUUCUCCUGCACUCUUACCUUGAUUCUGCUCCUAAGGUCCUGGUAACUGGACUUCCCUGGGACCCUCUUCCCCUCUACUACACCCAGCCUGACCUGCCACCUGCAAGAAGUGAGGAAAGAAUGGCAUCGAGAAGGAGGUUGCAUGACAACAUGGCAACCCUGAUCCGCCCCCCCCCCCCCACCGCACAUUCUCACAAUGGAAGCUGACUGGCUCAGUUCUCAUUCCCUCCACUUCUGACUAAGACUGCCCCUUCUUAGGAAUUGGACUCCAUGGUUUAGCCAUAUCUUCUGGUGGUGACCAGUUCUACUAAACUCUCUCCUGGUCCCUUCCCAUCAGGAUCACCAGGUUCUAACGAAUCAUUUUCUAUUGCAUUCAACAGGUAGUCAGGGCUGGGUGUUCUGAGGCAGCCUAGACUCCUCUCCCUUUGUCUCCUUCUCUGAAUGGAGGGUGGGAACCUGUUGCCUGCCCUGCUCUGGUACCCUACAGAGCAUUUGAGUUCAGGAGCUAGAACAUUUAAACUUUGCUUUCUUCCUGCUGCUGUCCCAAAGUCCUCCCUGUCUCUUGGAUCAUAAUUAAACAUUUUGACUUAAAACCUUCCUCUCUUUCCACUUUCUCACAUUGUGAAUUUAUACAGAACUAGAGAUUUUACAGACAGAAGAGCACAGACCAGGUGAUC
Molecule: messenger RNA, 1857 nt
Organism: Artibeus jamaicensis (Jamaican fruit-eating bat)
Lineage: Eukaryota; Metazoa; Chordata; Mammalia; Chiroptera; Phyllostomidae
Gene: GFRA3
Product: GDNF family receptor alpha 3
Exons: 8
Coding region: 60-1226 (388 amino acids)
Biological process (GO): nervous system development
Cellular component (GO): signaling receptor complex; external side of plasma membrane
Molecular function (GO): signaling receptor activity
Source: RefSeq, a predicted model, not a curated record